Epinephelus lanceolatus (giant grouper) is the source of this 2695-nucleotide messenger RNA. RefSeq names its product cerebellar degeneration-related protein 2-like (gene cdr2l). Lineage: Eukaryota; Metazoa; Chordata; Actinopteri; Perciformes; Serranidae. The record is from RefSeq and is a predicted model, not a curated record.
GCGAGCGAGCUGCCAACCUGCGUCUGCAAGGCCGUGCUGCUGCUGCACAUCAAACACUGAUGAGACCAACACAAGACACACUGGAACACUCUCCACCUCCACCAGCUGCUGCACGGACUGUUUUAUCCCGGCCCUGCAGGUGUGAACGACCGGAAGUAGUUUGGAUUGUGGCAGCAGACGAUUCAAGAAGAAGAAGAAGGAGCAGGUGCGCUGCCUGCCGGGAUUUUCUCUCCAAGGCAUUUAUCUCAGAAGGUUACACACUUGGGGGGAGGCUGUUGUUUGCUGUCACUUCCGGGGGAGCCGUCCGUGAAUUAGCAGAGCACAUCACCGGUGAGGAGGAAGAGGAGAAGUUCAUCAGCAUCGAUGCUCCGUGCAGGAAGGAUGGAGGAGUUUGUGACGGAGGAAGAGGAGCCGUGGUACGACCAGCGGGACCUGGAGCAAGACCUGCACUUGGCAGCCGAACUCGGCAAGACCCUCCUGGAACGCAACAAGGAGCUGGAGGACUCCCUACAACAGAUGUACAUCAACAAUGAGGAGCAAGUGCAAGAGAUAGAGCACCUCUCCAAGCAGCUGGAUAUGUUGAGGGAGAUGAACGAGCAGCAUGCAAAGGUGUACGAACAGCUGGAUGUGACUGCCAGAGAGCUGGAGAUCACCAACGAGAAACUGGUGCUGGAGAGCAAGGCCUCGCAGCAGAAAAUAGACAGGUUGGAGGGCACCAUGGAGACCUUGCAGAGUCAGGUUGACAGCCUUACAACUCGGGUGGAGGAGCUAAGAACUCUGGAGGAGCUGAGGGUCCGUAGAGAGAAGAAGGAACGCCGCAAGACUGUGCACUCCUUCCCCUGCCUCAAAGAACUCUGCACCGCACCAAGGUAUGAAGAUGGUUUCCUUUUGGCCAACCCAGGCAGUGUGGACCUGGCUGAACGACGUCCAGUAGAUGAGGAGAAUGAGCGCCUGAGAGACAUCGUGUCUUCCCUGCGCACAGCUGUGGCCACAGAGCGCUCUCAGAGGGAGGGCGCUGAGCGGGAGUGUGCUGCUGUGCUGCAGGAGUUUGAGCGUCUGGAACAGCGUCUUUUAGGAGCUGAGGGCUGCCAGCUGCGGGUCCAGGAGCUGGAGGCUGAGCUCCAGGAGAUGCAGCAGCUCAGGAAGUCCAGGGUGUGUCUGAUCGGGGGUAUGGAGGACGGCUUGGAGACGCUGCUUAGCAACGGCCCUGAGACAGACACCCCAGAGGAGAGCGUGGCGCUGGAGGAGGGAGGUGACGGAGGUGAGGCAGGAGGACCAGGGCAGCAGGGAGGCCCAGUGAGGAAGAGCUGCAGCGACACAGCUCUGAACGCCAUCUCAGCCCGUGACGCCUCAGGUAGGCGCCAGGGCAGCUACGCCCUCCAUGCUAAUGGUGUGCGCAAACGUGGCAUGUCCAUCCUGCGGGAGGUGGACGAGCAGUACCACGCCCUGCUGGAGAAGUAUGAGGAGCUGCUGGGGAAGUGCCGGCGUCAUGAGGAGAGCCUGUGCCAUGCUGAGGUGCAGACCUCGCGACCUGUCUCCAGGGACCCCUCCAUGAAGGAGUACAGCAUGAUCUCUGCGGGACCUUCGACAUCAGGGGCCGUCGCCACCCCUCCCACACCCCCUCAAACUCCCUCCACCCCAGAGGCACUGGAGGGGAUCAGCAGGCAGGUAGAGCAGGUGGACAAACGGCUCAGCCAGAACACGCCGGAGUACAAAGCCCUGUUCAAAGAGAUCUUCUCCCGCUUACAGAAGACCAAGAGUGACAUGAACUCCACCAAGAGCAGGAAGGGUCACAAAUGAGCUGGAGCUGCUGAAAACAGUGACUGCACAUGAUUUAAUUUACCUCACUGUUGUGAAGGCUUCUCGUCCUACAUUUCACCACUCCUGACUUGCGGGUGGAUGCCUGUAGUCAUGGCGUUGGUUGAUUAAUGAUGCAUAUUGUUAGCGGUGGAGGCUGAUUAAUCUGAAACUGCCAAAUGUUAUAUCUCCCUACAUGGAUGGAAGAUCGUUGAUGUGGAUGAAAUGCCUUUUUCUGAGUGACCAUACCCGACAGAUAAUCAGAACAGAGAGUUUGUUUCUGUCUUAGGACAGUGUAGUGUGUGAUGUAGUAUUUGUAAUUGAGAUGUGCUACUGCAGAAAUGAUUUAACUAUUAUUUUUUAUUCAUAGAAAGCAACAAUUAAGCCAAAUAAUACUUAAAAAAGAGAAAAAAGAACAGCCAUUGGCUUUGAAACUACUUACAGCAUUUGAAGCAUGCAUCUGUCUAAUAAACACUAAGUGCUAAAUAAGUCUUAAAAAGCAGGUUUAAACUAAAAUCACACGAGCUUUUAAACCAGCUUGAAGUUGCUUGAAGAUGCAGCAGAGUGAUAUUUAACUGUGUUCUGAAUUUGUUGGAAGGCCAAAUCCUUCAGGACAGCUGCCAAAGUGUACUGUGUUACGUGUUUGAGGACAAUUUGUUUACUUAAAUGGUUUAUUAUGUCAUGUGACGGAGAUGAUGCCUGAACAGGUGGAGAUGCCUCUGUGGUGCUUUUACAGCAUGCAUUACAAGCUGCAUGGGAAUGAUCGCUGUGUCGGGGAUGCGUUUGAUCAUUUCAGACAUUACAACAUCAUCAGUUCUACGUGUUACCAUUUCAUUGUCAACGUUGUUCUUGUUGAAGGCCAUUUAAAGGUUUUCUGUUGAUUAAAAUAAGAAGUGUA